AAGCGGAAGCUGCGGGAAGCGGAAAGAGCGGAGCGGAGCAGCCAUGAGGACCCGGCGUGGAACCGUGCUGCGGCCCCGGACAGUCCCCACAGAACCGGAGGAAGAGGAGGAUGAGGAUGGCAAGGAGCCGGACCCCCGGGGAAUGGAGGAGGUGGAGGAGGACUUGCAGGAGGCGAAGUUCCAGGCGGUGAUGGCGGCUCUGGAGAGCGGGGAGGAGGCUGGGGACAGCGAGGAGGAGGAGGAGGAGGAAGUGCUGGGGUUGCAGCUGCCCGAGGACAGCGAGGAGGAGGAGGAUGGACAGGGUGAGGAAGAGGAGGAGGAAGAGGCGCAGGGGACCAACCUUUUUGUGGACCAUAGCGCAGAAGAGGAUGAAGGAGAGGAGGAGGAUGGAGAAGGGGAAGAGGAGGAGGAUGGAGAUGGAGAAGGGGAAGAAGAAGAUGAGGUUGAAGAUGGGGACCUGUCCAUGGACAGUGACCUGGAGGAAAGCCAUCAGGAUACCAAGCUCCCCCACGAGCUCUCCUGGGGCCAACGCAAGCAGCUUUAUUAUGACACAGACUAUGGGAGUGAUGCCCAGGCCAAGGGCAAGCGUCCCCAGCAAGAAGUUGAUGCUGAAGAAGAGGAAGAGGAGCAGGAGGCUCAAGUUAUCCAGAGGCGGCUGGUGCGGGACUUAGGGGAGGAGGAUUACGGGCUGGAUGUGAUCCAGGGCUAUCUGGCCCAGCAGCAGAAAACCCAAGAUAGCAAAGGACAGAAGAUUGCCAAGGAUUUGCAGGCCCUUCCUAAGAAGGAGCAGCUGAAGCUCCUGAAGCAGGAGUCCCCUGAGCUCCUACAGCUGAUCGAGGACUUUGAAGUCAAGCUGAUGGAGCUGAAGGACGAGCUGCACCCGCUGCUGCAGAUGGUCAGGAAGGGCACCAUCCCCCCGGGGAAAGGCAGCCAGUAUUUGCAGACCAAGUAUCAUCUCUACUUGAGUUACUGUGCCAACAUCAGCUUCUACUUGGUGCUGAAGUCCAAGAGGGUGGCAGUUCAGAAUCACCCUGUUAUCGAGCGGUUGGUUGCCUACAGAAACAUCAUCAAUGAGCUCUCUGUCAUAGACCAGAAGUUGUCCCCUGAGGUUCGACUGCUUUUGAAAAACUACUAUGACAGGAAGGAAGGGAAAUCACGGAAGGAGAAGAAGUUUGCAGUGUUUCUCCCACCAGAGGCAAAGAAAACCAAGCCCAAACGUGCUCCUGUGCUUGCAGACAGCCAGGAUAGUGGUGAUGAACUGUCAGAGGAGUCUGAGCUGGAUGAAGAGGCAGCCCUGAAGUAUUACAAGAUGAUGGAGGAGAAGCUGAAGCUCAAGAGGAAGAGAACGGAAGACCGAGAUACACGUGAAGAGGAGGCAGGGUUGGAAGGAGAGGAUCCGGAUAAAAAGCGAGGUGUGACCUACCAGAUGAUCAAGAACAGAGGGCUGACACCCAGGAGGAAGAAGAUUGAUAGGAACCCCCGGGUCAAGCACCGGGAGAAGUUCCGCAGGGCCAAGAUCCGGCGCAAGGGCCAAGUCCGGGAAGUGAGGAGGGAGUGGGACAGAUAUGGAGGGGAACUGUCUGGCAUCAGGGCAGGAGUGAAGAAGAGCAGGAAGCUUCAGUGAUACCUGCCUUUCUCUGCUUCUGACACCCCCCAGUAACAACACUGAACCCAAUAAAAUUUUU
Molecule: messenger RNA, 1685 nt
Organism: Calypte anna (Anna's hummingbird)
Lineage: Eukaryota; Metazoa; Chordata; Aves; Apodiformes; Trochilidae
Gene: UTP3
Product: UTP3 small subunit processome component
Exons: 1
Coding region: 44-1624 (526 amino acids)
Biological process (GO): maturation of SSU-rRNA from tricistronic rRNA transcript (SSU-rRNA, 5.8S rRNA, LSU-rRNA)
Cellular component (GO): small-subunit processome; nucleolus
Source: RefSeq, a predicted model, not a curated record